GUAAGCUGAUCUCGUUUCACUGGAAAUGAAAGUUAAGCUGUUGUUUUAUUUCUUUGCCUGUGCUCUCAUUUUAGGUAAACACUGACUCAAUCACAGAGAUGACCAACCCACCCCUGAAAGACUGAAAGAAGAAUUUUGCCAAAGGACUCAGGAUUCUACACUUUUCAUCAGGGAUUCGGGGUAAUCUCAUACUUUACAGUGAGUUUAGAAAAUGGCAUCCAAGCGUUCUUUUCCAGAGGAGGAUUUGUCCUGUCCUGUGUGCCAUGACGUCUUCAAGGAUCCUGUCAUCAUGACAUGUAGUCACAGUGUGUGUAAAGUCUGUCUGGAGAAGUUCUGGGAAACUAAGGGACAUGAAGAGUGUCCCAUCUGCAGGAAAAGAUUCACAAAAUCAAAUCCACAACUUAAUUUGGCAUUAAAGAACCUGUGUGAGAGCUACUUACAGGAGAGAAGUCAGAGAGCUUCAGCAGGGUCUGAGGUGCUCUGCAGUCUGCACAGUGAGAAACUCAAGCUCUUCUGUCUGGAGGAUGAACAGCCCGUGUGUCUGGUGUGCAGAGACUCAAGGGAACAUAAGAAUCACAACUUUAGUCCUAUUGUUGAGGUCACAUGUGAUUAUAAGGAGGGACUGAGGACACAGCUGGGCAAGUUGAAACAAAAUAUGGAUACACAUAGAAAAAUUAAACGAAUUUGUGAUGAAACAGCAAAACACAUUAAGACUCAGGCCCAGCACACAGAGAUGCAAAUCAAGGAGGAGUUUGAGAAGCUUCACCAGUUUCUACGAGAUGAAGAGGCAGCCAGAAUAGCUGCACUGAGGGAGGAAGAGGAGCAGAAGAGUCAGAUGAUGAAGGAGAAGAUUGAGAAGAUGAGCAGAGAGAUCUCAUCUCUUUCAGACACAAUCAGAGCCAUAGAAGAGCAGUUGGGAGCUGAUGACAUCACAUUCUUGAAGAACUACAAGAGCACAGUGGAAAGAGCCCAGUGCACACUGCAGGAUCCAGAGAGGGUUUCAGGAGCUCUGAUCAAUGUGGCAAAGCACCUGGGCAACCUGAAGUUCAGAGUCUGGGAGAAGAUGCAGGAGACUGUUCAGUACACUCCUGUGACUCUGGAUCCCAACACUGCAUACCCACGGCUCAUCCUGUCUGAGGAUCUGACCAGUGUGAGACUUGGUGAUGAGAAGCAGCAGCUUCCUGAUAACCCAGAGAGAUUUGAUCACUAUUACAGUGUCCUGGGCUCUGAGGGCUUUAACUCAGGAACUCACUGCUGGGAUGUGGAGGUUGGAGAAAACACACAGUGGGCUGUGGGUGUGAUGACAGAGUCUCUCCAGAGGAAGGGAGACUACACCUCCAUGAGUGGAUGGUGGAUUGUGUGGUAUAAUGAUGGUGAAUAUGUAGCAUAUGCUCCUCCUUAUGACUACACUGACCUCACAGUGCAGCAGAAACUCCAGAGGAUCAGAGUGCAGCUGGACUGGGACAGAGGAGAGCUGUCAUUCUCUGACCCUGAUAAUAACACACACCUACACACUCACACACACACAUUCACUGAGAGAGUGUUUCCAUACUUUGGUAUUGACUGUGAACUCUCUCCUCUGAGGGUUGUACCAGUGAAGGCCUCUGUGUCAGUAGAGCAGCCCUGUUAAAGCAGAAACUGUCUCUGUCUGAACAAGAGCCGACAUGCAGAGACGGAUGGAGACAUUUGGGUGUCAGUCAUGAGUCACUCACACAGUAACUGCAGUCAAUCUGAUAUCUGACCUGUGAGGCAUCAUAUUCUGGGUACUUUCAUUUAGUUCAGAAUCUUCUGAUUCCAUUUGUUUAAUAUCCACUAGAAUAAUUGCUGGUGUUGGGCCAUUUAUUAUUCUAAGACAGUUUGUCUCUGUUUGCAUGUGUGCAUUUUUAUGAUGGUUUCUGUUGUCUAUGUAUGUUUUUCUACACUGCUACCACAAGCAAAUUACAACUACAGUGAAUCUAAUAUCUGUUCUGUUCUGUGAGGCAUCGUCUUCUGGGUACUUUAAUUGAAUUCCUGAUAUUCUAUGUAGAAUCCUCUGAAAUAACUGCUGAUUGUAAAUGAUUUAUAACACAAUGAUGGUUUGUUAUCCAGGUCUGUGUUUCUACACUGCUGCCACAAGCACAUCAAAAUAUCAGAUUAGUAAAUGAUGUGGACAUUUCUGUUGAGUCUCUCCGGUUUAGAGCUCAGCUCAUUUAGAGGGCCAUCUGGUGGACAUUGUUGGAAGGCAAUGAGCACUGUACACAUUGCAACAGUGAUAUUUGGCUAUGUACAUUCAAAUAAAAUAAAAUCAAUA
This is a messenger RNA of Sardina pilchardus (European sardine), 2290 nucleotides long. RefSeq names its product zinc-binding protein A33-like. The transcript has 6 exons. The coding region runs from base 212 to 1630 and encodes 472 amino acids. Gene Ontology annotation, cellular component: cytoplasm. Gene Ontology annotation, biological process: protein ubiquitination. Gene Ontology annotation, molecular function: zinc ion binding; ubiquitin protein ligase activity; protein binding. NCBI's taxonomy places the organism in Eukaryota, Metazoa, Chordata, Actinopteri, Clupeiformes, Clupeidae. The record is from RefSeq and is a predicted model, not a curated record.